Molecule: messenger RNA, 1752 nt
Organism: Chenopodium quinoa (quinoa)
Lineage: Eukaryota; Viridiplantae; Streptophyta; Magnoliopsida; Caryophyllales; Amaranthaceae
Product: UBX domain-containing protein 1-like
Exons: 12
Coding region: 171-1391 (406 amino acids)
Molecular function (GO): protein binding
Source: RefSeq, a predicted model, not a curated record
GAGAAACAAUAAUUUAGAAAGUUGGAGUGUUAGUUGGGGAAAUCGUAGAGGCAGAGGAGUAGGAGUAGUAUAAAAGAAAGAAAUCGAAGACAGAGAAAGUUGAUUGAAUCCGAUCGAUGAGAUUGAGGACUGAGAAUUGAGAAUUGAGAAUCGAGAAUCGAGAAUCGAGGAUGUCAGGCGUAUCGUUGCAGUGCGGAGAUUGUGGAGCUCUUCUGAAAUCCGUGGAAGAAGCUCAACAACAUGCGGAGCUCACUUCUCACUCCAAUUUCUCUGAAUCUACUGAGCCUGUUCUCAAUCUCGUCUGCUCUUCCUGCGGCAAACCCUGCCGCUCCAAAACUGAGAGUGAUUUGCAUACCAAAAGAACUGGCCACACUGAAUUUUCAGAUAAGACUUCUGAAUCCGUUAAACCUAUUAAUCUAGAAUCACCGUCUUCUACUACUCCUACUCCUAUGGACGUUGAUUCUCAAGAAAUGGUUGUCCCUGAGGUUGAUAAAGCCCUGCUUCAGGAACUCCAAGGAAUGGGAUUCUCAACUGCACGGGCUACCCGUGCACUUCAUUGCUCUGGUAGUUCCAGUCUUGAGGGUGCUGUCAACUGGAUAGUUGAACACGAGAACGAUGCUGACAUUGAUCAGAUGCCCAUGGUUCCAGCUAGCAGUAAAAAUGAUCCUCCUAAACCUUCCCUUACCGAAGAAGAGAAGAAAAUGAAGCUGCUGGAGCUAAGAGAGCGAGCACGCAAGAAGAAGGAAGAGGAAGAAAAAAGGGCGGAAAGAGAGAAAGAAAAGGAGAGGAUUCGAAUUGGAAAGGAACUUCUUGAGGCAAAGCGUAUUGAAGAAGAUAAUGAGAGAAAACGUUUGAUAGCCUUCAGGAAGGCAGAGAAAGAAGAAGAGAAAAAGGCCUUGGAAAAAAUUCGAAAAAAGCUGGAAGAAGACAAGGCUGAAAGAAGACGCAAACUUGGGCUGCCUCCAGAAGAUCCUGCUGCUGCAAAACCUUCUGAACCCGUUGUUGAGGAGAAAAAGAGUAUUUUGCCAGUUAAGCCUAUUACAAAAGCAGAGCAAAUGAGAGAGUGCCUUCGAUCUUUAAAAAAGAAUCAUAAGGACGAGGAUGCCAGGGUAAAGAAAGCAUUCCAAACUCUUUUUACCUAUGCAGGCAAUGUGGUGAAGAAUCCAGAUGAGGAGAAAUUCAGGAAAAUCAGACUUACUAACCAGGCUUUUCAGGAUAGAGUUGGUGGAUUGAAAGGAGGCAUUGAAUUUCUUGAGUUGUGUGGAUUUGAGAAGAGUGAAGACGGAGAAUUCUUAUUUAUGCCCAGGGAAAAGGUUGAUACUGCUGUGCUGAAUUCAGCUGGUAAAGAACUGCAAUCAGCCAUUGAGAAUCCUCACUUUGGUGUUCUCUGAAGGUUUAAACAUCUGUUGAGCCACCUUAUUUAUCUCUUCAUAUGGCUUUGUAUACUGGUUUGAGUGGAAAAAUCCCAAUAUAUGCAAUUGCAGUUAGCUUGGAUUUGGGUUCCAUUUUGCACACUUUUAUUAUGACUUGAUCCCAAUUUGAUCCUGAAAUAUAUUCAUUUUAAUUUCACUUUCGCAAAAUUAUCUUUUAGGGUAAUGUGUUUUUUUUUUGAAGACUAGGGUAAUUUGUUUGUUAAAUUACUUUUUCCAACUAGCUAUGCCUCAUUGCUGGUUUAGAAUAAUGCGUAUGAGACUUUGAGCUACUUCGUAUAUUGCUAUGGAUUCAGAAGCCAAAGCUCAAGAAUUUCGUGAA